AUGGUUCUCGAAGGUAAUAGGAACAACCCUUACCAUAUAUUUUCAUUGAUUAGCAUUAUUUCAGUAAGCUUAAGCCACAAUCGUAUUUUCUUGCAGGCUGUGUUACUGAUGGAUGCAGAAAAGCGUAUCAGACUACUUCAGUUUGUUACUGGAACAUCACGUGUGCCUAUGAAUGGGUUUGCUGAGUUGUAUGGAUCCAAUGGUCCUCAGCUGUUUACUAUCGAGCAGUGGGGAACCCCUGAGAAACUACCCAGGGCUCACACGUGCUUCAACCGCCUGGAUCUACCCACCUAUGAAACGUUUGACGAUUUGCGAGAGAGGCUUCUCAUGGCAGUGGAGAAUGCUCAAGGGUUCGAAGGAGUAGAUUAAAAACGACCAGACUGCUGUUUCUUAACAAGCUAUUGCAGCUUGUAACUUUAAUACGUUCUGGACACAGUACAUUAGAACGACUAUACAGUGACUUUGGUCGUAGAAAAAUGUAUUCUAUGCCUAUUCCUUACUUCUGGGAGACUGGAAAUGAAUUUUGAGGACAAUUCAUUUUAUAACCUCCACAAUGAAGAGACAACAGUGAAGACAAUGAUGCAGAUGAUGUGGACUUAAGAUAAUUUCAGUGAAAAUAGUUCUAUACUGUGCUGUUAAAAGCAUGGCCCUUAAAUAUUUUGCAUAAUUCCUAACUUCAAUUGAAUGGAUUGAAUCUCUUUUGCAGCUAUAGUAUUACACUUCUUGAGAAUGAAUUAAAAGUCACUGCCAAAAUCCAGUCUUCAUCAUACAUGCAAUAUUUAUCACAUACCAAAUACCAACAACACCAGUACAUGUAGAUUAUCAAAAAAAACUUACUACUGUUCUCCAUGAAAAGAUCAACCCAGCCAAAUACAAAUGAAAGAUGCACCUCUUUUUUAUGUUUAAAUGAACAACACAACUAGUACAGUAACUCAAUAACUCAAUCACCACAUAUUCAAAACAAACUAAAGGUUUGGGAAGGGUUUGAAUUGCAUUUAUUAAAUAUAUUUGUAUAUGCUUAAUCCUAUCAAUCAUGUUGUAAAAUAAUUUCUGACAGGAUUGAAAUUUCUGAAACGUAAUUCAUCGUAGUUUGUAUUGGAAGCAUUCAUAAUGAAAGUUAACAAAAAAUCAAACUGUAAGCAAGAUGUGAUUGCUCUGCUGUCUGAACACUUAAACUAGUAGUGGCUGAUGAUAAAAAUCACCUGUUUUCUUCCUUGUUCUAACACUAUAGAGUCUAAGGGCACUUUAUGUAUCACAUUAAGGACACUUAGCUUUUGUUUUUAUUAUUAACUUAAAUGUGAUUAUAUUCCUCGAAUGCACGCAUUUGUCUGGUGCGUUAUGUAUUGUCUGUAAAUGUGGCUGCUGCUGAUGUAUCAAACACACAGAUGUGGAGCUGAGCCUUAGAACUGGUUCUCCUCACUCCCUUUGUCUACCUGUUCUGUUUAUCUCUUUCUUAAUGUCCUUUUCUUAAACAAUACACAUUGUUCAAUUCUC
Molecule: messenger RNA, 1494 nt
Organism: Polyodon spathula (Mississippi paddlefish)
Lineage: Eukaryota; Metazoa; Chordata; Actinopteri; Acipenseriformes; Polyodontidae
Product: E3 ubiquitin-protein ligase NEDD4-like
Exons: 4
Coding region: 1-369 (122 amino acids)
Biological process (GO): regulation of dendrite morphogenesis
Molecular function (GO): sodium channel inhibitor activity; ubiquitin-protein transferase activity
Source: RefSeq, a predicted model, not a curated record